Molecule: messenger RNA, 948 nt
Organism: Gossypium raimondii (Peruvian cotton)
Lineage: Eukaryota; Viridiplantae; Streptophyta; Magnoliopsida; Malvales; Malvaceae
Product: protein PLANT CADMIUM RESISTANCE 2
Exons: 4
Coding region: 192-740 (182 amino acids)
Source: RefSeq, a predicted model, not a curated record
AUUCUGACAAUUCCUAGAUUUAUUUGAGGCCGGUUUAUGUGGUGAAAGUGUGUUGUUUGUGUUAUUUCUUCUUGUUUCAACUUUCUAUAUAUAAACAUAAACAUAAACCUGUCGUCUUUGUUUUCCCUGGAAGCCUUCAACUUUAUUUUUCCUCCAGGAAGUUAAGUCUGAAGAACACAACAUCUGCAGUCAUGACCAAAUACCCCACGAACCAAUCAACCUCCGCAAAUCCUCAUCACUUUGUGCAAGAAGCUCCAGUAACUGGUGUUCCCAUUAACCCCCAAUAUCCUCAGCAAAAUUACACGCAACCGCCUAGGAACGUCCCUUGGUCCACCGGACUCUGUGAUUGCUGCUCUGAUCUGCCUAACUGUUGCCUCACAUGUUGGUGUCCUUGCAUCACUUUUGGACGAAUUGCUGAGAUCGUCGAUCAUGGAUCGACCUCAUGCGGAGUAGGUGGAGCACUGUACGCAUUAAUUGGAAUAUUGACGGGGUGUCCUUGCAUAUACUCCUGUGUCUAUCGUUCCAGGAUGAGGAGUGAAUACAUGUUGGAAGAUAGGCCUUGCAACGAUUGCUGCCUUCAUUUUUGCUGCGAGGCCUGCGCCUUGUGUCAAGAAUAUCGCGAGCUCAAAAACCGUGGCUUCGACAUGUCUCUUGGAUGGCAUGGAAAUAUGGCGAGGCAGCAAAAUCAAGGCCUCCAAAUGCCAUCGGCUCCGGUGAUGGAAAGUGGCAUGAAAAGAUAAUUUCAUCUAUAUUUUGGAUGGUUCUCGAUGAUAUUUAUUUUAUUAUUGUUAUUAUUCAUGUGAUGCCACUGUGGCUCCAAUGAUGGAGAAGUGGCAUGGAAUGAUAUUCUCACCUAUAUUUAGGACGGUUUUCGAUUAAGUCUUUCAUUUGAUGUGAGUGUAGCUGAGUGUCGUCAUUAUAUAUUAAAUUACAUUAGCUGCGAUGAAA